UAGUCCGUCGCCGUGGGUUGGACAAUUCCAAGGAGAUAUUUGUAAAUAAAUCGAAUAUUUUCAACAUGAAAUUUUUUUUGUGGGCCGUUACUCUGGCAAUUUUGGCCGCUUAUUCAAAGGCCGAAGUUGAAGAGGAAGUCGCCACGAAAUUUAAAACUCGCGAACACGCCGGAACCGCAGAGCGCGACAAGCUCUUCGACAAGCUUUUUACCAACUACCACAAGGAUAACUACCCGGAAAACACGACCGUCAGUGUGGGCGUGUCUCUCAUGGAUGUCAGCUUUGAUGCCGAUAACGAUAUCAUGAACACAAAUGUGUGGAUGCGAAUGACCUGGACCGAUAACCGAUUUACUUGGGACGAGUCCGAAUACCACGUGGGAGUGUUGCGCGUUCCCGCCGAGAAAGUGUGGCAGCCCGAUAUUACCUUGUACAAUGGCGUGCAACCGAAUAUGGACUGUUUCGAUACAAACACGCUGAUCUACCCGAACGGCAAGGUUUUGUGGGUGCCGCCCUGCCGGCUGCAGUCCUACUGCAACCUGACCUUAAACCACGGUCCGUACGAGGAACAAAUCUGCACCCUGAAAUUCGGCUCGUGGACCUUUGACGGGUACACGAUGGGACUGGAACUCUACGUGGAUAAAAAUAAUACUCUCAUCGACGUGGAGUACUAUCACAACCGGAAGUACAAGGUCACUCAAAAUACGGCGGUGCGAGAAGAGAAGAAAUACGACUGUUGUGUCGAACCCUAUUUAAAUGUCCUGUACACCAUCGGAUUCCAAAGGAAACCGGAAGGAGGAGAAACUUGCGAGAAACACUGAUGAGCCGAAAUGAGGCCGGGUUUUACUGAUGGACGUGUGGGCGUGUUUAAUGGAAUGAAAUACUUUCUUAAUCUGAUUAUAAAAAAUUAAUAAUUAAUUUCAAAAAUUGUGAAACUAUUUUUUUGCUAUAAGAUCGUUGUUGAAUAAAUUUGUAAACGUUAUUAAUAUGCAUCAAACA
Molecule: messenger RNA, 996 nt
Organism: Folsomia candida
Lineage: Eukaryota; Metazoa; Arthropoda; Collembola; Entomobryomorpha; Isotomidae
Product: acetylcholine receptor subunit alpha-like 1
Exons: 6
Coding region: 66-818 (250 amino acids)
Biological process (GO): nervous system process; chemical synaptic transmission; monoatomic ion transmembrane transport
Cellular component (GO): postsynaptic membrane; synapse; neuron projection
Molecular function (GO): acetylcholine-gated monoatomic cation-selective channel activity; transmembrane signaling receptor activity
Source: RefSeq, a predicted model, not a curated record